AUGCAGCUCGUCAAGUCCCUCACUACCAGCUUACUCCUUGCUAGCAGCUGCCUGGCAGCUGCAAGCCCUGCCACCUGGCAACGUUCUCAGGUUGGAGCCAAGCACCACCCAAAGAAGGCUGCUCCUAAGGUGUUCAUUGUGUCCAUGUUUGAACCGGAAGCCGCUGCUUGGUGGGGAAUUCCUGAAUUCAAUCUUCUGGCUCACAACAUCACCAUACCCGGUGCCUCGCCCGUCUUCCCUGACGUUCACUGUACUGCCGAUUACAGCGUGUGUCAGCUCAUCACCGGGGAGGGAGAGAUCAACGCCGCUAUCACGGUCUCCUCCAUUGCCCUGUCUCCCUUCUUCGAUCUCACCCACACCUACUUCCUCAUCGCCGGUAUCGCCGGUGUCAACCCCAAGGUCGCCACGCUCGGCAGCGUAACCUUCGCCCGGUAUGCCAUCCAAGUUGCCCUGCAAUACGAGAUCGAUCUCCGCGAGCUCCCCGACAACUUCACAACCAGCUACUUCCCCCAGGGCUCCUACGCCCCCAAUCAAUACCCAACUAGCAUCUACGGCACGGAAGUCUUCGAAGUGAACGCCGAGCUGCGCACCCUGGCUGCCUCCUUCGCUAAGAAGGCCAACCUCAGCGACUCCGAAGCCGCCCAGUCCUACCGCAGCAAGUACACAGCCGAAGGCUACGAAGCCGCCACCAAGGCGCCCUCCGUUCUCGAGUGCGAUGUCGCGACCACAGAUGUGUACUACAGCGGCAAGCUGCUCAGCGAGACCUUCGACAACACCACCGAGCUCUGGACCAACGGCACAGGUAAAUAUUGCACCUCCGCCCAGGAAGACAACGCAACCCUGCAAGCUCUCCUGCGCACCUCCGCCCGCAACCUGACCGACUUCUCCCGCAUCAUCGUCAUGCGCACCGCCUCCAACUUCGACCAGCCUCACACGAACCAAACCGCCCUCCAACACCUCCGCUACUCUGACGCCGGCGGCUUCCAGCCCUCCAUCGACAACCUCUAUAACGCCGGUAUCGAGGUCGUGAACGGCAUCCUCAACGCCUGGAACUCCACCUUCGCCGCCGGUGUCAAGCCCUCCAACUACAUUGGCGACAUCUUCGGUACCCUCGGCGGUACCCCUGAUUUCGGUCCCGGUGCUGCCCAGGCCCUCGAGGGCGCGGGCGCGAUCACCAAGAGAGGCCUCGUUCGCAGGGGCGUGCGCUUCGCUUAA
Aspergillus alliaceus is the source of this 1215-nucleotide messenger RNA. Its product is annotated as purine-nucleoside phosphorylase. The record is from RefSeq and is a predicted model, not a curated record. NCBI's taxonomy places the organism in Eukaryota, Fungi, Ascomycota, Eurotiomycetes, Eurotiales, Aspergillaceae. Bases 1 to 1215 code for a protein of 404 amino acids. The transcript is spliced from 2 exons. Gene Ontology annotation, biological process: nucleoside metabolic process; transmembrane transport. Gene Ontology annotation, molecular function: catalytic activity. Gene Ontology annotation, cellular component: endoplasmic reticulum.